AUGCUCCACCUCCGGCAGCGCCCCCUCUCCCAUCUCCUCUCCGCCGCACCAGCUCCUUCCACAUCCCCUCUCCUCUCUCUCCACCGCCUCCUCUCCGCCGCCGCUGCCACCCGCAUUCCGCCAAACCCUAGCUUCGCCGUCGACGACUACCUCGUCGAGACUUGCGGCCUCACCCGUGCCCAGGCACUCAAGGCCUCCGCGAAGCUCUCCCACCUCAAGUCCCCAUCCAAGCCAGACGCCGUCCUCGCAUUCCUCGCCGGCCUCGGCCUCUCCGGCGCCGAUGUCGCCGCCCUUGUCGCCAAGGACCCGCAGUUCCUCUGCGCCGGCGUGGAGACAACCCUGUCCCCCGUCGUCGUCGGUCUCACCGGCCUCGGUCUAUCCCCCUCUGGUAUCGCGCGUAUCGUCUCUCUCGCCCCAGGACAAUUCCGCUAUAGAUCUGUCGUCUCCAAGCUAGAGUACUACCUGCCGCUCUUCGGCUCCAUCGACAACUUGCUCCGGCCGCUCAAACCCAGCUCCGGCUUCCUCGGCUCCCACCUCGAUAGGGCAGUCAAGCCCAACGUGGCCUUCCUGCGGGAGUGCGGGCUAGGUGAUGAUGAUAUUGCCAAGCUGUUCAUCCAAACCCCUUGGAUCAUCGCCGCCAGAGGGCAUGUCCUGGCGAUGGUUGCGUGUGCCGAAGGUAUAGGUGUGCCCCGUGGCUCUGGAAUGUUUAAGUCAGCGCUGCACGCCGUCUCAUACGUCAGCGAUGACAAGAUCGCUGCCAAACUGGACUACUUGAAGAAGGCGUUUAGGUGGUCAGAUACCGAGGUUGGCAUUGCUGUGUCCAAGGGUCCGUUCUUGCUGAGGAGGUCAAAUGACGUGCUGCAGCGUAUGUCAGAGUUCCUGAUCUGUGAGGUGGGGUUGGAACCGUUGUACAUUGCUCAUCGCCCCGCUAUGCUCACUCGUAGCCUGGAGGGCCGGCUCAGGCCCCGGUACCAUGUUAUGAGGUUUCUUAAGGAAAAUGGAUUGACAAAUCAUGACAGAGACUACUAUAGUAUGGUGGUGGUCAGCGAGAAGGUAUUUGUGGAGAAGUUCAUAUGCCCUCACAAGCAAGCUGCACCACACCUUGCUGAAGACUAUGCAGCUGCUUGCACAGGACAGGUGCCUGCUACAUUCAGAUUCACAUGA
Molecule: messenger RNA, 1164 nt
Organism: Triticum dicoccoides
Lineage: Eukaryota; Viridiplantae; Streptophyta; Magnoliopsida; Poales; Poaceae
Exons: 1
Coding region: 1-1164 (387 amino acids)
Biological process (GO): regulation of DNA-templated transcription
Molecular function (GO): double-stranded DNA binding
Source: RefSeq, a predicted model, not a curated record